GUUGCAACACUCUCAGUACGACUCUAGUCGCUUUGCCGCUUGGAACAGGCGCGUUUGACGUUGCCGGCCACACGGAGAGGGCGAGAGAGGCCAAAGUCGAAUCCGCUGAAGAGGCAAAAGCAAAUUAUGCAGACAUGUGGACCAAGUGAAUGCAGUGUUCAGUGACAUAAGUGCAACUAGCAAAACAUUCGUGGAAGUGACAGUCCACGAGACAUGGAUUCGAAAAGCCCGAUCAAAACACACGAUUGGCAUAUCCCGCGGCCGACUCUAUCAAGUAAUAAUGGAAGCGUUAGUGAUGCGCGUUCCCGCGGCGGCUCCGCCUCUAGCCAAGGUUCAUCAAGUAAUAACAGCACACACAGCGUGUCUUCAGGGUCGUUGCUGUUGAGUGCAGCGCAUUUGGCGCGCAUGAAUGGUAGGAACAUACCUCAAGACGAGUUCGCAGGUUACUCAAACAGAACGGCGUACUUAGGACGGAAAUCUACCAUGUCUACCAUGUCUAACGCUGUGGUGUCAAUACCCGAGGAGACCCGAGACGCAACGGAUACGUUCUGGACAGAUGUCAAACGAGGUUCAGUGGAAGGACAGGAUGCAGCGUCAGUUGCCAGCUCAACCCAUUUCACAGUGGUUAAUGGGUUCACGAAGCACCGCCCCAGCAAAGAGCCCAAGUCGUGCUGUUGCAACCAUUCGCAUCAAAUAACUGUACUCGUUAUAUCGAUGACAAUCUUAUUCUCAGCGUGCAUCCUCGCAGCUAUAUGCUUCGUUGAAAUGCGAAUGCGCAGAGAGACCGGGAUGUACAAAUAUUCUUGAGAAAAUUGAAGAUAGGUGACGACGAAAUGGAUUUAUUUAUACUAAAUACAAUGGAAUUGUUAAUUCAAUGAACCGAACAUUACCAUCUAUUUACGAAAAAUUGUACAGAAUAAUAACCAACUACAAAAGUCUAUUACAAAGUCCUGUUUAAAGAACUCGGAAUCUUUGAAUCUUGGAAUAGUUCGAAUUUCGAACCUCUGCGAAAUCGGUAUCUGUGUAACUUUUAAAGUCAGAAUUCAGUUUUGUACAUUACAAGAUGUAGGAUAAUGGUUUUUAGAAUUUGAUAGUAGGUUCAAGUUUCAAACAGCAUUCAAUGAUCCAGUGAAUUCAAUUAAAUUAUUCGAUUUUUGUUUCUCGUUUUUUAUUUUCGAUAUUACUAUAUCGAAAAUAAAAAACGAGGAAGGAAUACAUAAUAAUUUUAGUAACCGAUCAAAGUAAUAUUCUGUAAGUAAUAAAAAAAACUGUACCUACUAUUUAUUCAAUAAUAUCUACUAUUAAUACCAUGUAUCCCUUAGUGAAUCUUUGCCAUAGUGUGGCGAAUCAUUUCUGUUUUCAAUAGAUUUAAUAGAAACAUUGAAGUACAGAAUUUUUAAUUAAGUGCAAUAUAUUAUUAUUCUUUCAUAUCAAGAUGUAGGAUAAGUUAGAAAAAUUUACAUUAAGAUUUUUUUAAAGUUAAUUAUUAUUCACUAUUUAUUUUAGUGCUCAAUUUAUUGAAAAAUAUUUUGAAUUUAUUUUACCUACUCACAUACCUGUGAUUGUGUUUAGUUUGUAACUGGGUGAACUACAAACAUACAAUUCAAUAAGUAAUAAAUAACAAUACUUAAUUAUUAUUUGAGGAGAGAUUUUUAAGGAAAACUAUUUUGUAACAUCUUACAUAAUAUUAUUAUUUCACAUAAAUAGUUUUUCUUCCGUUUUUGUGAUGUAUUUUGUAAAUAAAUUAAUACUUAAUUAUUAACCUUAUUAAUAAGUGAGUAAUGAGUAUAAAUAUGUUUCAUAUUUACAUUAAUAUGGAAAGGAUGUAGUUUUAAGUACUGUGUGAAGUUAUUGUAAAAAACUGUGAUAAUUAAAUGAAAAUAAAAUGUGA
Messenger RNA from Maniola jurtina (meadow brown), 1891 nucleotides. RefSeq lists its product as uncharacterized. NCBI's taxonomy places the organism in Eukaryota, Metazoa, Arthropoda, Insecta, Lepidoptera, Nymphalidae. The transcript has 4 exons. The record is from RefSeq and is a predicted model, not a curated record. Bases 214 to 807 code for a protein of 197 amino acids.